Molecule: messenger RNA, 1100 nt
Organism: Salvia miltiorrhiza (redroot sage)
Lineage: Eukaryota; Viridiplantae; Streptophyta; Magnoliopsida; Lamiales; Lamiaceae
Product: WEB family protein At2g17940
Exons: 3
Coding region: 199-837 (212 amino acids)
Source: RefSeq, a predicted model, not a curated record
CUUAUCUUUUCCUACCACCUCCACAACUGAGCUAACUUAGGUAAAUUUAUAUUCUUGUUCCACCCACAUACAUAUAUAUAAGUAGUCGAGAAUUUAAACAUAAUCAUCAUCACCUCUAAUAUUACUUCAUCAUCGAUAGCACAAUUAAUAGUAAUAUUAUAUAUAAGUAAUAAAUUUUCCGGUGUGACGGAAGUUGAGAUGCAAAGAGAAGAAGGGGUGGUGAUGAGAGGGCGAGUCGAGAUCGACACUCGACAGCCGUUUCGGUCCGUGAGAGAGGCCGUGAUGUUGUUCGGGGAGAAAGUGCUCGCCGGAGAAGUCUACGGCAACAAACUCAAAGAGAUGCAAGACAAAGCAAAAAACCAGCCAUCAAAGCUGGGAGCAGUGACAGCAGAGCUAGAAGAGACCAAAGAAAGCCUAAUAAAAGCAAAAGAAGAAGGAAAUCUCAUGGCUCACUGCUUAGACUCACUUAGGCAAGAACUGGAACAGACCAAAAAAGAGCUGCGGCAGCUCAAAACAAGAGAAACCCUAGCACACAUUCUUGAUGAACCAGAGGUUGAAGAGAUCAAAUUCGUCGAAAACACGAAGAAUAUCGUGGAGAUGAUCAGCACCCCAGAGAAGCAUGAAGAAGGGAAGAUUGAGUUUCAGAAAAAGAGAUCAGUCAAGUUUGCUAGUCCACUGCUAACAAAGAUGAUGGAUGGCAUUAAUGGUGAGGGCGAAGAAUCGAAGAAGGCGAAGAAGACGAAGAAGAAGCCUUUGGUUCCAUUGAUUGGAGGGUUGUUCUUGAAAAAGAUCAAGAAAGGAGCUAAACAGAAAGGGCGACCUAGAGUCGGUGGUUAGGGUGGUAGCGCAGGCGACGACGAGUCACUACUGACAUUUGAUGGAGGGGGCGAAGGAGGGAGGCAGACGGCGGCAACUGCGGCUUCGAUUGAUGUAGCUACCGAUUGGAAAGCUUGGCAAAUGGAGGAGUGAUACUAUGGUUAUAAGUAAACGAUAUUAUUGUUAUAUGUAAAUGAUAUUAUUACUACAUGGGAAUGACACUAUUUAUCUUAAUAAAUGAUAUUGUACUUCAUUCAUGUAAAUGAUACUAUGCUUACGGAGUA